Molecule: messenger RNA, 2178 nt
Organism: Lactuca sativa (garden lettuce)
Lineage: Eukaryota; Viridiplantae; Streptophyta; Magnoliopsida; Asterales; Asteraceae
Molecular function (GO): zinc ion binding
Source: RefSeq, a predicted model, not a curated record
AUGGAUGAGGAGAACAAUAUAGAAGAUGUUGAUGUGGACAUGGCAGAAUUCUUUCUAAAUGUUGACAGUGAUGUUGAAGGAGCAUGUAUUAAUGAUGGUCAUGAACCCGAAGAUAUGGAAGUGAUCAACAAUGAGGAGUUCGAAUCACUGGAUGAAGGAUCAGACCAAGACAGAGAAAGAAGAGCUCUCAUAAAAAAUUUGGGAAAAGAAAAAAGGUGCAGCCUUGGGUCAGUACAUAUACAGUCAUUCUCAGUGGGGCAAAAGUUUAAAAGUAAAAAAGAACUAAAGGAGUUAAUUGAUGUGCACGCACUAGAAACAAGAAGGAAUCUAUUCUUUAAAAAAAAUGACAGUCAAAGGCUUAGGGCACAGUGCAGAGGAGUUGUACCUGUCAUCAAUAAAGGUCAAGUGGGGACUCAACCUUCCACUUCAAAAAGCAAGGGCAAAGAAGUAAAGACACAAAAAGAAACAUGUGGUUGGUAUAUACAUGCAUCUAGGUCAAACCCCGAAUCUGACUGGUUUAUAAGGACCUUAAACCAAACUCAUACAUGCUUACAAACAAGAAAACUCAGAGCUUGUACUGCUUCUUUAAUCUACAAGAAAAUCAUAGAUCAAGUUCAGGCAGAUCCGAAGAUUCCUUUGAGAGCCAUACAAGAUCACUUUCAAAAGACCUACCAGGUGGGUAUUUCGAUGGAUAAGGUGUUUAGGGCAAAAGAUAUGGCAAGAAAGCAUGUAACUGGGGACUACACAAAACAGUUUGAGUUGUUGAGGGACUAUGCUCUUGAACUUCAAGCUACAAACCCAGACACAACGGUCAAAAUAGAUGUGUGUCCUAAUGGCAACCUUGCAUCCCCAACAAGGCAGUUUAGAAGGAUUUAUGUAUGCUUGGGUCCACUGAAAAAAGGUUUCAAAGCAUAUCUUAGAGACUUAGUAGGUUUGGAUGGUGCCUUCAUGAAAGGCCCAUUCCCUGGUCAGGUUCUUACAGCAGUUGGUCUAGAUUCCAACAAUGGAAUUUAUCCCUUGGCCUAUGCAAUUGUUGAGUCUAAAAACACAGCUAGCUGGAAGUGGUUUUUAGAAAACCUUGGGGAUGACUUGGAGCUUGGGAGCAACUCAAACUAUACUUUCAUAAGUGACAGGCAAAAGGGAUUACAAAUUGCAGUUGAUCAAUUGUUUCCCAAUGCUGAGCAUAGGUACUGUAUUAGACAUAUUCAUGACAAUAUGAGAAAGAAGUGGGGGCAAACUGAGUACAGGGACCAUUUAUGGAGGUGUGCAUCAGCAACCACCAUUCCUGAGUUUGAACAUUUAAUGAAAGAGUUUAGUGAGUAUGAUAAGGAGGCAUGUCAAUGGUUAAAGAAAAUUCCUCCUGUACAAUGGGCAAGGAGUCAUUUCUCAGGAAGAGUUGUUUCUGAUGUGUUGAUGUCAAACAUGUGUGAAGUGUUUAAUGGGAAGAUAGAGAAAGGCAGGGACAAACCUGUAAUUUCAUGUUUAGAGUUCAUUAGGGAGUAUCUAAUGAAGAGGAUAUGCAAUGUCGUGAAGGCAAUGAAGAAGGCUAAAGGUCCACUAACACCUACAGCAACAGACAUCCUAGAUGCAAGGAAAAAAGGUGCUUCACAAUAUAUUGCUAGGUGGAAUGGGGCAAACAAGUAUCAAGUCACUGGAGCAUUGCAAGAUCAACAUGUGGUGGAUGUUAGGAACCAAACUUGUACUUGCAGAAAGUGGGAAUUAAUGGGAGUACCUUGCAGGCAUGCAAUUGCAACUCUGAAUGAAAUGAGCAAAGACCCUGAGGCUGAGCUUGACAUUUACAAGUGGGUACACAAGGUGUAUUGGCUAGAGACAUGGCAAAAAGCUUAUUCAUUUAAGGUGGAACCAAUUAAAGGGAGACCCAUGUGGCCUAAAAGUAAUUGUCCAACAAAGCUAAUCCCUCCUCCACAUCGCACUCAGGUGGGAAGGCCUAAGAAAAAAAGAAGACAAAGUGAGGGUGAAAGGUUAAGCAAAAGGCAGAAGGCAAGUCAAGGUGAUGGAGUUAAUGAGAUGCAAGGAGAACAUUCCCAAGGGCCAAAAAAUGAUGGAGUGCAGAAGCUAUCAAGGAAACAUAUCAGUGUUACUUAUAGCAAAUGCAAGAAUAAGGGACACAACUCUAGGACCUGUAAAGGGCAAGGAGGGAAUCAAUAUAAGAAGUGA